Molecule: messenger RNA, 597 nt
Organism: Poecile atricapillus (Black-capped chickadee)
Lineage: Eukaryota; Metazoa; Chordata; Aves; Passeriformes; Paridae
Product: extracellular matrix organizing protein FRAS1-like
Exons: 5
Coding region: 7-597 (196 amino acids)
Source: RefSeq, a predicted model, not a curated record
ACCGAGAUGGAGUUCUCCUUCUUCUACGACACCGUUCUCUGGAGGACAGGGAUCCAGACGGACAGCGUGCUCUCGGCCCGCCUGCAGAUAAUCCCCAUCUACAUCCGCGAGGACGGACGGCUGGUCAGCGAGUUCAGGACGCAGGCCAAGUUCAGAGGUGAGGGCAGUGAUCCUGGCAGGGACACAGAGCAGGGUCACACAGAGCUCUGCUCUGACGGCACAGGCAGCGGAACGAGUCCCUGUCCCUGCCGGGAGCCCCUCUGGCCCUGCGAGGUGGGGCCUCUCCGCGCUCUGCCUCCCGUCACCUCCUUGUCCUCCCCCAGCGCUCUGCUGUGGAGUGCUCAGACUUUUGAUUCUCCCUACCAGCUCUGGAGAGCAACCAGCUCCUACAACAGGAAGGAUUACUCUGGAGAAUACACCAUGUUCCCGAUCCCCUGCACGGUGCAGCCCACGCAGCCGUGGGCAGAGCCUGGAGCCAAGCCCCUGCCCUGCACGGCUCACGCUCCCGAGCGGUUUUUGAUCCUGAUCACCUUCCAGCAGACAAGCCGCCCAGUUCCAGUUGUUUACUCCCAGAACACAAGAGUUUCAGAUCUGUAA